This is a messenger RNA of Lagopus muta (rock ptarmigan), 2277 nucleotides long. RefSeq lists its product as uncharacterized. Gene Ontology annotation, molecular function: GTP binding. NCBI's taxonomy places the organism in Eukaryota, Metazoa, Chordata, Aves, Galliformes, Phasianidae. The coding region runs from base 1 to 1794 and encodes 597 amino acids. The transcript is spliced from 4 exons. The record is from RefSeq and is a predicted model, not a curated record.
AUGCAGCGCUGCGGAAGCGCGGCGCGGGGCGGGCGGCCCCGGGGGGGUGCGGGUGUCCCCCGACGACGCCUCACGCCCCGCCGCUCCCCCGCAAAGCCCUUUCCGCCGCCGCUGCCGAAGGGCCACGGGGCGCGGGACGUCGAAGGGCCGCGGGUCGGGAAGAGCGGCGGCGGGAGGAGCGCGACGGGGAACAGCAUCCUGGGGCGGGCGGCCUUCGAGUCGCGGCUGUCCACGAGCGCGGUGACGCAGAGGAGCGAGCGGCAGAGCGGCUCGUGGAGGGGUUACCGCGUGCACGUGGUGGACACGCCGGACGCCUUCGACUCGCCGGAGCGCAGCGCCCGGUGCCUCCGCGAGGUCGCCCGCUGCGCGCUGCUGUCGGCGCCGGGGCCGCACGCGCUGCUGCUGGUGACGCAGCUGGGCCGCUUCACGCAGGAGGACGAGGCGGCCGUCCGGCAAGUGUGGCGGCUGUUCGGGCGCGGCGCCGCCAAGCGCACCGUCGUGGUCUUCACGCGCGGGGACGAGCUGACGGGCGGCUCCCUUGUGCGGCACGUGGAGGACACCGGCACCGCCGCGCUGCGGGAGCUGCUGCGCCCGCUACCGGAACGAGCUCUACGACCGCACGCUGUUGGAGUGGGCGCAGAGUUUGGGGAGAUCCCCGAAUGUGGCAUGGAGAGAGUGGAGGAUAUGGGGCCAGCCUCUGAUGAUCUGCAUUAUUGCUUAUUACAGCCAAUCUGCCCGCGGGGGCAGAGCCACGGGGCAGAGGCGGUGCUGGUUGGGGCGAUAUCGGAACCAGACGGGGCCGCUGCGUCAGUGCCGCACUUCUCACUGCCGGUCCGACGGCUCGGGCUGACGGGAGGCUGCAGCGUCCGUGCCUGGAGGAGCGCAAAGAAAGGGCCCUGCUGGAGCUGUCUGUGCUGCAGCGUUACCGGCUGGGCAGCUGAUGGAGCCCUGCACCUCCGCUUGUGUCCCUGCAGCACAACCACGGCCACUCGACGCAUCCCUGUGCUGCCUGGGGACGGCAGAGGCUCCACAAUGCGGCUGCUGCUGGUCGGGAAGACUGGAGGGGGGCGAAGCGCCACAGGGAACACCAUCCUGGGGUGGCACGUCUUCGAGUCCAAGCUGUCCACCAGACCGGUGACCCGCAGCUGCCAGUCAGCGAUUGGGCAAUGGGAUGGAGAGGAAAUCGUGGUGGUCGACACGGCCGACAUCUUCCAUUCGUGGAAUGGCAGCAAUGAGGAGUGCAGGGAAAUCACCCACUGCAUCAAGCUGUCCUCGCCCGGCCCCCACGUGCUGCUGUUGGUCACCCAGCUGGGCCGCUUCACCCAGGAGGACCAGGAGGCCGUGCGGGGCGUGCAGGACAUCUUUGGAGUCGGUGUGUUCAAGCACAUGGUUGUUGUGUUCACCCGGGGAGAGGAGCUGGUGGGGGGAUCGCUGCAUGACUACGUGACCUACACUGACAACGUGGCUCUGCGCAGGCUGAUCCAGAGCUGCCAGAAUCGGUACUGCAGCAUCAACAACCGAGCUUCCGGGCCAGUGCGGGACCAGCAGGUCCAGCAGCUGAUGAAUAUGAUCCGCCAAACCAUGCGGGAGAAUGAGGAAAGGUGGUACAGCAAUGAGUUGUACCUGAAUUCCUAUUUAACAGAAGAGAAAGUGAGGUAUCACAUGGAGAAUGCAGCCAAACCAUGGGGCAGGCUGCUCAACUUGUCAUACAGGGGAGUCCUUUUAAAAUGUGGGAUAGUUCUCAUUGUCAUCGCUUUGAUUGUCAUCGGUGUCCUUAUUUGGUGGGAGAGAUAAUCGGGUGAAUCCCAUAAUGCACAGUCCCCCACUAUCAGAAUCCCAGAACCCUGAAGCACUUGGGGCCGCAGGCACCGCUCCAUCCCCACCCGCCGCCAUCCCCCAGCACCCGCUGCCCUUUGGCUGUUGCACCUCUGCAGGGACAGAGAGCCCACCGUCAUGCAGGGCCACGAGGGGCUGCAGGUCCACGAACUGUCAACAAGAAGUGUCCUGUAAGUGUCCCUUGUGCUCCCUGUGGGUUAAUUACACACUAAAACCAACACCCAUCUCUGCGGAAAGGUGAUCAGAAUGAGCCAGCUGCUAUCCCCUCCCAAAUGCAGUCUUGGAACCCCUUGUAUGCCUGCCCAAAGAUGUAUCAAAAUACCCAAUUAGAGACUGUAGAGAGAUAUAAUUUUGUAAACUGUCAUGUAAGGAUAACUGCACUUCUGUUUGGGGCUGUGCUUGCUUUGGGAAGGAUCACCAGACGCCUGAUUGUGACAGAAA